UGCACAAGUUGUCCAUGUCGGGAGAGUGCACCGCGAGUCCAACCUCUCCGCGCAAAGGGAAAUGCUCUGAUCUCGAGGCUUAGCGGACGCCCCCCAGCAGGUUACGGACAAGUCUCCCGUCGCCAGCACCGUCUUUCAUGCACCGGAGGCGGCGUCGCCAAGCGUCGAGGCAUCGAUGAAUUUCCCCGGGAAACUGCCGCGCGCCCUCCUGCUGCUGCUGCUCGCAGCGCAAGGCUGCUAUUCAUCCAAAGGAGAGGACAGAUUAUUUCGGAGGUUGUUCCGCAGGUACAACCAGUUCAUCCGACCAGUGGAGAAUGUAUCUGAUCCAGUCACAGUGGAGUUCGAGGUCUCCAUGUCUCAACUGGUCAAAGUGGAUGAGGUGAAUCAGAUUAUGGAAACUAAUCUGUGGCUGAGGCAUGUGUGGAACGACUACAAACUGAAAUGGGCCCCGGUUGACUAUGAUGGAAUUGAGUUCAUACGAGUUCCUUCCAAUAAAAUCUGGAGACCAGACAUUGUUUUGUACAACAACGCUGUAGGUGAUUUCCUUGUGGAAGACAAAACCAAGGCUCUGCUGAAAUUUGACGGCACCAUCACCUGGAUUCCUCCGGCUAUUUUUAAAUCCUCUUGUCCCAUGGACAUCACCUACUUCCCCUUUGACUACCAGAACUGCUCCAUGAAGUUUGGCUCCUGGACCUACGACAAGGCCAAGAUCGACCUGGUGCUCAUUGGCUCAAAGGUGAACCUGAAAGACUUCUGGGAAAGUGGAGAGUGGGAGAUCAUUGAUGCACCAGGUUACAAGCAUGACAUCAAGUAUAACUGCUGUGAGGAGAUCUACCCGGACAUCACCUACUCCUUCUACAUCCGCCGCCUGCCGCUCUUCUACACCAUCAACCUCAUCAUCCCCUGUCUCCUCAUCUCCUUCCUCACAGUGCUGGUCUUCUACCUCCCGUCUGACUGUGGCGAGAAGGUCACCCUGUGUAUCUCCGUCCUCCUCUCCCUCACCGUGUUCCUGCUGGUCAUCACAGAGACCAUCCCUUCGACGUCACUCGUCAUCCCUCUGAUCGGCGAGUACCUACUCUUCACCAUGAUUUUUGUCACGCUCAGCAUCGUCAUCACUGUCUUUGUGCUGAACGUCCACUACCGCACCCCCAUGACUCACACAAUGCCGGAGUGGGUGAGGGCCGUAUUCCUCAGGGUGCUGCCCCGGGUGAUGCUGAUGAGGCGGCCUAUCGACCAGGGCUGCUCCUCCCCUGCUAUUACAGCAGGGACAGGAGGAGGAGGACAAGCAGGGAGCAGAGAAGGGAAAAAGAAGAGAAAAAACAGCAUAGGAGGAGGAAGUAGCACAGGAAGUGUGAUUAUUGGCGGUAUUACCGGGGGUGUGGCCUGUCCACCGCUGGAUUGUGGCGCGGGAGGAGGAGGGACCUCCUCAGCAGGUGGUUCCAUGAACUGUGUGGAGUACGGCGAGAUGAACCGUGACAAGAAUCGAGACAUGAACAGGAGGUGUCCUUAUAGAGGCAAGGAGGUACCGACUCCUGUCCCUCCCUCGAUGGUACCCCCUCCUCCUCCCCAGGCGCCCCAGAACCAGGGUCCACAGGAAUCUGAGCUGCCCAAACUGCCCAGACCCCUGAAUGCAUCGUCACCUGUCAACGCUGUGGUUGCCUUCUCUGUGCUGUCACCUGAGAUCAAGCAGGCCAUCGAGAGCGUGAAGUACAUCGCAGAGAACAUGAGAACUCGCAACAAGGCCAAAGAGGUGGAGGACGACUGGAAGUAUGUUGCCAUGGUCAUCGACAGGAUCUUCCUGUGGGUUUUUGUGACAGUGUGUGUGCUGGGAACUCUGGGACUCUUCCUCCAGCCGCUCAUCAGCUUCUUUAAAUGAAACACUUGUCUUUGCUCCGUCUCUUUCUCUCUCUCUAUCUCUCUCUCUUUGUCUACUUCUGUCCAUCUCCGUAACACACUUGAAUUAGUAUCGGAAUUAUCCUUCCUGCAGCUCCUUCACGUCAAACACUGGACUGUCUUCUUUCUCCAUUUCUGGCUUAUCUCUCUGACCCGUGUCUGUCUCCUGCUCUUCUCUGGGUCUAUAUCAUCCACCAUCAUUUCUAGCGCUCAGAUGUGUUUCCUCAUAUGACUUAACCGCAUUUCCCCAUCCCUCCCCCUUUCUUGCCCUGUCAAUAUGCAUGCAACGAUGUUAUGCAGUCUUCUCCUCUCAUUCGCUGUUGGUUUCUUUCCGGAUAUUUUUUUAUCACAUCUGCACUCCUCCUUUUCUUACUCUGUUUUUUCUCUUCUUUCUCUCUCCUUUGAGACUUGCCUACAGCUUGUCCCCCAUCGUGCUCACACUUCUCUGAAUUUACAUCCUCUUUUUAUUAUCACCAUUAUUAUAUCCUUUAUUUAACCAGCCAGGUACUGUAGUGUCAUUGAGGUUUCUUUUUUAAGAGUGAUCUGGCCCAGAGAGCAGCACAAACAAUGUUACAGCAAUAAACACUAACAAUGAGACAAAGAGACAAAUACAACUGUCACACACCAUAAAUGAGUAAACAUAGUAUCCAGUUAAAAUGCAUUUCUGGAUCAAUUUCUAAAAAAGAUAAUUCUAAAAUGAAAAUUUUGAAAUGAUCACAAUGAACAAGCGUCCGAAAUCCCUGAUAAUAAUCAUCUCUGAAUCUUUCAGGACCUUCUGAACAUUACUGCAGGGCUAAGGGGCAGCACAUUUAAAGCUUUAUUUAAUUAUAUUCUAACGCUGGGGACCAACAUUUGUAGGAUAUUGUGAACGCAGGCCAUAUAUUUUCACAUGUAUACACAUGGAUGUCAAAAAUUUGCCAUCUAGCAGAUUUCCACAGCCAUUGAUAAAAUGUAAAGCACAAUGGUAUACAUUAUGUAUCCAACAUCUUAAAGUACUGGUUACGAUUAUUCAUAGACAGCACAUCACCGCAGUGCAAUAAAUAAAUUGUUGAAAUCUGUUUCCGAGGAACAGGAUUUAUUGAACAUUGUCUUCUUCAAUGUAUCAAAUUGCCAGGUAAUUAUUUAAAAUUGUAACUAUUGUAGAAGAACAUGUAAUCACUUAAAAGAACAACCUCAACACCUUCAUGCAUUUUUCAGUAGCACUCUGCCAUUUUAAGUCACUGCAACAAAGGCAAUACACAUUUGAGGACCGUGGACCAGUAUGUCCCUUUAUAAUUUCUAGAUUAAAGAAAACGACGUAACUAUUUUUUGAUAUCUGAUAAUGGUUUGUUCAGUAUUGUGAUGUAGGUAAGGUAAGGUAAUGUAAGGUAUUUGAUGGCAGCCAUAUUUCUCUUCAGAAUGGUUUUCUUGCUUGUCAAAUCAUCUCUAUAUUUCCCUGUACAUACAUUUGUAAAAUAUAAGUUAUGCAUGACUUCAGAGAAGGAAACUAUGGCUGUACACCCUUCAUGGUGAUGAUGAGGUAUUUUUUCACGUGGCCACACACAAGUAUAAUUAUGCACCGCACAUAAAUUCAUCACCGUAUCAGUACAAACUUACAAUGUAGAGAUGAAACAGUGUACAAAUUUCAUAUGUCGAUUAUUGAGACAAACGCAAUCACAGUUAUCAGAAUAAUCGCAGUAUUGCCUAGAUGUGCUGAAGGUUCUGACACACAAUCUGAAGUAAUUUCACCAAGUUUCAUAUUUGAAUAAUAUAUUUAGUACUAAUAAAAUUAUGAAUAUAUCCAACACCACAUCAAAUGUGCACAAUUAACAUUAAGGGAAGAAAGGCUGUCCAUACAGAACCUUUUUCUUUUAAAAAAACAACACAACCACUAUAAACAAAGCAGUUGGCAUAUAAAAGCAAUACAACUCUAUGUAAUAAAAUCCAUCCAUGUCUAAUGUUGAUGAUAUAGAAAAUCACAAGACUUCGUAUGAGUUCACCGAUUGACUGAGCUUCAGACAAAUACUAAUAAUGAUGUCACACAGUUAGGCUGGGAAAUCGGGGGAGGGAAAGUGAACUGGUUUGAACAGCAGUGUUUCCUCUACCACUGUCUUGAAAGAAACCAAAGGAAAAAAAUAAGAUUUAAAAAAAAACCAACCUGAUUUCUGUUUCACUCAGGAUAAAAUAUCAGUUUUUGUUAAACACAUGCAAUGCGAGCAGCAGUUGCUAGUGGUGGUUACAGUACUACAGCAGCAGCUCUCCUGUUGUCCCAGUCCUUCUGCUGUGGUUUUACUACACAUAACAAAUCCAAUGGAGACCCACCUACUUUGGUUGAUAUCAACUUAACUGCAACGGUAAUUACGGCAAUUAAAGGUUGAAGUGGUACUACUAACCGUCAGGAAUUUCACCAUGGUUUACCAUUGAUACCGGUAACUGUUUCAUCCCUAUCACAGUGUGAAGAAACUCUUUGAAUUGCACAAUGUAGAUUAAACUUGUAAAACGACCUAAUGGCCAAACUGUCUCAAGUCAUUUCUCCCAAUAAAGAAGUUCCUGGACUCAAA
This is a messenger RNA of Scophthalmus maximus (turbot), 4433 nucleotides long. Its product is annotated as neuronal acetylcholine receptor subunit alpha-3-like. Bases 176 to 1876 code for a protein of 566 amino acids. Gene Ontology annotation, molecular function: transmembrane signaling receptor activity; acetylcholine-gated monoatomic cation-selective channel activity. Lineage: Eukaryota; Metazoa; Chordata; Actinopteri; Pleuronectiformes; Scophthalmidae. Gene Ontology annotation, biological process: monoatomic ion transmembrane transport; nervous system process; chemical synaptic transmission. Gene Ontology annotation, cellular component: postsynaptic membrane; synapse; neuron projection. The record is from RefSeq and is a predicted model, not a curated record. The transcript is spliced from 7 exons.